Messenger RNA from Aedes aegypti (yellow fever mosquito), 966 nucleotides. RefSeq lists its product as uncharacterized. Bases 40 to 867 code for a protein of 275 amino acids. The transcript has 2 exons. The record is from RefSeq and is a predicted model, not a curated record. NCBI's taxonomy places the organism in Eukaryota, Metazoa, Arthropoda, Insecta, Diptera, Culicidae.
UUUCACUCCAAAUUUAGUGCGAAAAGCAUCAAUAUCACCAUGGGAAAAUAUUGCGUCUUAACGUUAAUUGUGAUCAUAUCCGCGACCACAACGCUUGCUCUGGAUUGGUACGCACUAACCCAAGCAAAUUACGCAGCUAUCCAGAACGGACUUUCUCAGCUGAACGAUGCGGCCUCGCAGAUGAAUCAAUCCAUUACCGAACAACAGAACCGCGUCCAAUCUGCCAUGGAUGAAUUAGACGAUUACGUGCGACAGUCUAUAUACGGGUUAUUGUAUCAGUAUCAGAGCUUGAACGUAAAUCUGACUACGAUACAGAACCUUAUACAGGUUGUCUACAAGGUCGGCGGUUACAAGUGGUACGUGUCAAUGCUUGCUGAUGAUUACAAAAAAACGGUCACAAACAAUGUCAUGAUCCCGGCCCAAUCGACCGUGCAGAACAUCUUGAGCGCAAUGACCAAUUUCUACGCUAAUCAGUGGCAGAGUUGUUCGCAGCAGUACGCUCCCCAAUUGGUACAACCGCAGCUUUCCGUUGGCAGACUAAAACUUUGCAUCACUGCAGCCAUUCCUUACUUCAAAGCACUAGCAGACACCACUUUGUCUCUGUUCAGCUAUGGGAAAACAGGUCUGACCACACUUCUCGGAUUUUUGGAUCAAUGUUCACCGAGUUCAUCGAGUUGCGUUCAAAAGUUUCUGAACGAUGCACCGAAUUUGAUGAAUAACUUGGUGAUGUCCAUCACGAACCUGCAAUCACUACCCAACAUGUUCAUGCAACCGGGAGUGCCGGCUGUGAAGGAAUGCACCGAUCUGAUCAUGGCGGACAUACAGCAAACCUUACAAAGUCUCGUCAACAAGACGACCAACUGUUAAGGUGAACUACCAUGUAAAGACGUUCUGGUAAUAAAGGUUUAUAACUCGAUGGGGUUUGUAAAUAAAAAAAAAGUGAAUAAAUUUAUCAGGUCAAAGACA